Molecule: messenger RNA, 3714 nt
Organism: Thalassophryne amazonica
Lineage: Eukaryota; Metazoa; Chordata; Actinopteri; Batrachoidiformes; Batrachoididae
Product: cGMP-inhibited 3',5'-cyclic phosphodiesterase A-like
Exons: 15
Coding region: 141-3554 (1137 amino acids)
Biological process (GO): positive regulation of oocyte development; oocyte maturation
Cellular component (GO): cytosol
Molecular function (GO): 3',5'-cyclic-AMP phosphodiesterase activity
Source: RefSeq, a predicted model, not a curated record
CACAUUCACUCCACUUUUAUGGAAGGGAUGCUGACCACUGUGCCAGUUACGCGCACAAAAACAUCACUCGGGUUGUUCCAGGUGAAACACAACGGACCGACACACGCACACUUGAACUGUUUCCCUCCGGUGUGACACCGAUGGCCUCGGACGCGCACGGCGGAGGAGGCGCAUUACCGCGGAGCGCUGGUGAGAAGCGUCCCGGGGCAGCGCCGGAGCGCACCGGCGGCGCGGAGACGCGUGAGAGCGCGCUGCGCCAGUACGCACGGAGCCAGUCGUGGCUGAGACUCGCCGUGACAUGGACUUGCCGAGGAGUGUCGUCCGCGGUCUGCGCUUCCUCCGUGUCCGUUACUCUCGCUCUGCUGCUCACAUGGGUCGACUGGGAUGCAGGCAGCAGCAGCAGCAGCGACGGAAAUAGCAGCGGCUCCGGAGCGCGUCCGCUUCUCGCACUCUGUUACUUCGCCUCCUCCGCUUUCACUCUCGUAUGUGCCUUCUUCUGGCUCGGGCUGUGUCUGAUUCGCCGCGGGGUGCUCGUCCGGAGGGCGACUUUUCUCUUAGCGGCGGCGCAGUCCCUCCUGCGAGGCGCACGGGAGCAGCUGCUGUCCCUCCGCGCAGCCCCGGUAGUCCUCCUUGGCUGCCUGGCCGGCGGGGCUCUGCUGGUCGUCCAGCUGGGUCAGGGAGUGUCCGUUCUCGUCUUCCUCAGCGUCAUCAGGGCCGUCUCCCUGGGGGCCAGCUGGUCACCCUACCUGGCCUACCUGCUCGGACUCCUGGGGGUUCUGCUUGCGCGGUAUGCUGACCGGCUCCUGCCGGCCUCAGGGACCAGCGGGACGGGGUGUUGUGGCUCUGUGACCGGGGCGAAGGAGGAGGACAUCCCUGUCUUCAAAAGGAGACGGAGGUCCAGCUCCACAGCGGCCUCGGAAAUGAUGGAUUACAGUCAAAACAGCAGCAGGUCCAACCGCAGGACUUCGCUGCCCUGCAUUCCGCGGGACCAGUCCUCGGGCACCAGCGUGGUGGUGGACAUUGCAGUGAUGGGCGAGGCCCACGGGUUGAUCUCAGACCUGCUGGCAGAUCCGUCACUGUCCCCAAACACCUGCAGCAUCCUGAAGGCCGUCAGCAGCCUCCUCAGUACCCAGAUCAGCCUCCAGCCCCUCUACAGGCCUCGAAUCCCUGCAGACACCCACACCUGCUCUGAUUCGGAGGAGGGGCCUGAUAAAGUCGAGAAGCUGGCUCUUCCGAAGCGUCUAAGGCGGAGCCUGCCUCCAGGAUUGCUGAGAAAAAUAUCAUCAACAUGGACCACGACCACCUCAGCUACAGGACUGCCCGCUAUCGAACCAGGCCCUGUUUGCAGAGGCCGCUCUGCCAGCAUCAAGCACACCACAGACAGUGAAUCAUGGAACAGCUCGUUGACCACUGCAAAGAGCCUCUCCAUGUCUGCACCCUAUGCCUCUUCCAUCACCUCCAACCACCUGUACAGCAAAGCAUUGGGAAAACCAGGUUUACCCCCAUCCAACAUAUCACCUUUAGGAUCCCCGUACUCAUCACCUCCAAACCAAGGUACUCCUGCAUCCAGCCCUACUAACAAGACAUGUCCAGUGCAGCUUCCUGCAUCCAGCCCUACUAACAAGACAUGUCCAGUGCAGCUUCCUGAGUCCAUUGGGCCCCUGACAGACCAGACCCACAGCCCUGUGACCCCCAACAGCCACCACAGAUCCUUAAGCCACAGCCAGAGUGCCCCCAAUUCCACCAAUGCUCCCUGGAAAAACCCAACACUAUGCAGCAGCUGUGGCAGGCCAGUCAAUCGACUGAACCGUGGGGUUGAAUUUGUUGACAAAGCAGACAGAAUGCCUCAUCCAGAUGAGCGUGCAGUUGCUUCAUCAGACUAUGACAGCACCUACGACAGCACGUAUGAGACUAACCACAGUGACAGCAGUGACUUUGCACAGAAUGAAGAGGAGGUUGAAGGAGUCAAGAAGCCGCCUGAAGAACAGGAACACUGCAGGUCUAAGACAGAUGGGCUCAUUCUGCACCCCCUGCUACCAUCGCCAGAGGACAAGCCCAUCUUGGCCCCGGAGCCUCUGGUGAUGUCAGAGUUGGAGCCUCUGAUGAGUCAACUCAACAGCUGGAACUUUCCAAUUUUCAGUUUAGUGCAGAAGACACAUGGAAAGACAGGCUUCAUCCUCAGCCAGGUUUCUUACAGACUCUUUGAGGACACUGGUCUCUUUGAGACUUUUAGGAUUCCUGUGCAAGAAUUCAUGAACUACUUCCAUGCUUUGGAGAGUGGAUACAGGGAUAUACCUUACCAUAAUCGCAUCCACGCCACUGAUGUGCUGCAUGGCGUUUGGUUCCUCACGACUCAGCCUGUUCCAGGUCUGCCCACUCCACUGACCGGAAAUGGGAUACACACUGACAAUGGCAUUACCCAUGGUACCAUAGGCCUACUGGUGUCCAAGAUGAACUCUGUGCUACAAGAAGGUUCUGGUUCACUGGCUGGAUUCAUUCCAGCUCUGGAGCUCAUGGCCCUGUAUGUAGCUGCUGCCAUGCAUGACUAUGACCAUCCUGGAAGAACCAACGCUUUUCUGGUUGCAACCAAUGCACCACAGGCUCUUCUAUACAAUGAUCGCUCAGUGCUUGAAAACCAUCAUGCAGCUUCAGCGUGGAACCUCUUCAUGUCUCAACCUGAGUAUAACUUCCUAGCUAACCUUGAACAUGUUGAGUUCAAGCGCUUCCGCUUUCUUGUUAUUGAAGCCAUCCUGGCCACUGACCUCAAAAAGCACUUUGACUUCCUGGCAGAGUUUAAUGCCAAGGUGGGUGAUGAGGGAGUGUCCGGUAUUGAUUGGACCAAUGAGAAUGACCGAUUGCUGGUGUGUCAGAUGUGCAUUAAGCUGGCAGACGUCAGUGGACCAUUGAAGUGUAAGGACCUCCACCUGCAGUGGACAGAUGGGAUCGUCAAUGAGUUCUACGAACAAGGUGAUGAAGAAGCGAGCCUCGGCCUCCCCAUCAGUCCGUUUAUGGACCGUUCGGCUCCACAGCUGGCCAAGCUGCAGGACUCAUUUAUCACUCACAUCGUGGGGCCGCUGUGCUCCUCCUACGACUCGGCUGCUCUUAUGCCUGGACGUUGGGUUGAUGUGCCUGAAGAAGAGGAGGAGGAGGAGGCACAGGAGGUGAAGGGUGGGCCAGACAUGGAGCAGGAAAAUAUGGCAGAGGACGAGACACUGACAGGUUCCGACACCUCCCAGCGGCAAGAGAACAAGAAGAUGAGCCGAAGGAAAGUGUUUUGCCAAAUCACACAUCAUCUUCUGGAGAACCAUGAAAUGUGGAAAAGAGUUAUUGCUACAGAAAGUCAGGAGGAGGUCCAGAAAGAGGAGAUGAACCGCAACAGUAGCCCCGCGGAUACAAUCACAGCCAUUCACGAGGAAGAGGAGGAGCAAGCAAGCAAGGAGGAGGAGCCAGCUGCUGGUUGUGAUGAAACAGAAGAUGUGCAACCUAUCCAGGAAGAAGAAGAAAUCAUCCAACAAUCAGAAACUUCAGGGGAACCCGAGGAGGAAUCACAGUGACGAUGGAAACUUUGACCUUUUUUAAACCAGGAAUCUGAACAUCGUCUCAUUUUAUCUUUCCCUUAUUCCAGUUAAAUUCUUGAUAUUGUAGCCAGGGGCAGCACGGUGGAUUAGUGGUUAGCACUGUUGCCUCACAGCAAGAAGGUCAUGGGAUCGAUUC